Magallana angulata is the source of this 1447-nucleotide messenger RNA. RefSeq names its product mammalian ependymin-related protein 1-like. Bases 90 to 725 code for a protein of 211 amino acids. Gene Ontology annotation, cellular component: lysosome; extracellular region. Gene Ontology annotation, molecular function: calcium ion binding. Lineage: Eukaryota; Metazoa; Mollusca; Bivalvia; Ostreida; Ostreidae. The transcript has 4 exons. Gene Ontology annotation, biological process: cell-matrix adhesion. The record is from RefSeq and is a predicted model, not a curated record.
GUUAUCACGAGGAUAACUGCCGAUCACUGCACAGACAUCUCCCGUCCUGUACCGUCACGCCGUCUCACUCCCCCGUACACACUCACACUAUGAAGGGGGUACUCGUUUUCCUCACAGCUGCCCUGGGGACUGUUUACCUGACAGGUGCGCAGGAACCCAAGCGAUGUGUCGCUCCAUCACAGUUUCAGGCUAGAGUCGUUCAGCUGGAUUACGUAGAGAACAGAGUAAACCGAUUCAUGUUUAACUACGAUGCUGUAAACAAACGUGAAGCGAUCUUCGAGGAACUGAGCGAGUUUACACCGGGAAGACGAUUUUACGAGUACCUUGUGCUAGCCAAUGAGGGGGUAGAAUACAAGGUGGACCUAAGGACUCGGAACUGUACCAAGGCCCCAGCCCGGCCCUGGAGGGACAUCGAAAUCCCGCCAAACGCCACGUUUGUGGACGAGUACACGAUGGGAGGCCCCGGGGAGAACAUUGUCCUCCAACAGUGGUCAGACGCCUCCCCCCUUCGGCACAACGCUCGACGCUACAUAUCCUUCACGCUCAAUAAUUGUUAUUUAUCAAGCGAGGACAUCCUGCUAGGCGGCGCCAAUGUCACCGAUUCAAUCUCUAACCGAUUCUACAACUUGGUCGAGGGUAUUCCGAAUCCAAAUGUUUUCGUCGUCCCUCCUUCCUGUCAACAGACGAAGUACCACCAGACUGAGCCAUUCACACUGUGGCCCUGAAACGGAGUUAAAGAACUACAAAACAGCGCGAUUAACUCCUUGCACGUGUAAUUAAUUACUAGUACACGCUUAAGAUAUCAAAGCAACUCGCCUUUGAAAGGGUAAACUGUAAAGAAUACUUGGAAAAAACGUCGUCAUAUAAUAAUGUUUAUUUCACUACAUUAUAAUCAAAUUGUGCACCGAUAUAUUUAUUAUAUUUAUCAGAGGGUGCAGUAGUUGGAAACAUACUGAGCACCCCUGUAGCCUGGGCUUAGUGCAAUAAAUAGUCCUAUAUGUAAGUGUAGGAGCUUGUUCACGCUUACAUGUGAUAUGAACGUGAGGUGCCAAAUGUCUGUGAGCAAUCAAACGUCGAUGUGAGGUGGUCUGUUGACAGAGAUUGGCAGAGAGAGAGAGAGAGAGAGAGAGAGAGAGAGAGAGAGAGAGAGAGAGAGAGAGAGAGAUGGAUAGAGAGAGAGAGAGAUAUGGGGAGAGAGCGCUAGUUAAAUGUGAGUACAGCAUGUGAAAGUGUUUACUUAAUUGUACCUGAAAUACUCUCAAUUGUAUACAACUCGACACCAUUUAUAAAUCAAUUGCACCAAAAAUGAAUUUGUUGUCAUUAUGCGCCGAGUUUCCUUGGAAAGUCGACUUUCUUUUAUAGAAAGAGUAUUAUUUGUUCUAGACAAUCACGUGUCAUGCAAUAAAACCUCAUAUUUCGCUGUCAUCGUCGUGUUCUCAUCAUAUCC